AUGGGUAAAGGAAAGCCCCGUGGUCUCAACGCCGCCCGAAAGCUCCAGAACCAUCGCCGCGAGCAACGAUGGGCUGAUCUGUCCUACAAGAAGCGCGCGCUGGGAACGGCUUUCAAAUCUUCGCCUUUCGGUGGCUCAUCGCACGCCAAGGGAAUAGUUCUCGAGAAAGUUGGUGUUGAGGCCAAACAGCCCAACUCUGCUAUCCGGAAGUGUGUCAGGGUUCAGUUGAUUAAGAACGGCAAGAAGGUCACCGCUUUCGUACCUAACGAUGGUUGCCUCAACUUCGUAGACGAGAACGACGAGGUCCUGCUCGCAGGUUUCGGUCGUAAGGGCAAGGCGAAGGGAGAUAUUCCCGGUGUUCGGUUCAAGGUCGUCAAGGUGUCCGGUGUCGGUCUGUCUGCGCUGUGGAAGGAGAAGAAGGAGAAGCCCAGAUCAUAG
Molecule: messenger RNA, 438 nt
Organism: Venustampulla echinocandica
Lineage: Eukaryota; Fungi; Ascomycota; Leotiomycetes; Helotiales; Pleuroascaceae
Product: 40S ribosomal protein S23
Exons: 2
Coding region: 1-438 (145 amino acids)
Biological process (GO): translation
Cellular component (GO): ribosome; cytosolic small ribosomal subunit
Molecular function (GO): structural constituent of ribosome
Source: RefSeq, a predicted model, not a curated record